AUGGAUCCAUCCAGUCACUAUUCUUCAGAUUACGAGUCUCAGACUGAUGCUGCCGGUGCACCUCCCCCUGGUAAGUUUGACUAUCGUUGCCCAGACUAUGACAAUGUUGAUGUUCAUAGUGAUGUCAAGUUAGAGCUGGAAAGUGCCCAACUCGAGGUAGAGGCAGCAGAGGCGAUGCGUAGUGCGGCAACAGCCAAACAUAGGGCUGCUGAGAGGUUACGCCAUAAAGAUAAAACAGACUUUGUCAAAACUAUUCGGCGACCUUACAAUAUAGACAGUGUCGCUCCAAGAGGUCACGAGCCUUAUUCAGAUAGCGUUACACCUGAGAAUAUUCGUAAUAAAGCUGUAUAA
Echinostoma caproni is the source of this 351-nucleotide messenger RNA. The record is from the annotation of a GenBank genome assembly. Lineage: Eukaryota; Metazoa; Platyhelminthes; Trematoda; Plagiorchiida; Echinostomatidae.